AGCGGCGGCGGCGGCGGCGGCGCGGCCCCCAUGCACUGCACCAGAAUGAUACAGGUCUUGGACCCGAGACCCUUGCCAAGCUCCAUCAUGCCUGUGGACAUGGCCAUGCGAAUUUGCCUAGCCCAUUCUCCACCACUGAAGAGCUUCCUCAGCCCUCUCGAGGACUGCCAAAGAAACAACUUUGUGAACAGACUCAAACCUCUCAGACCGUGCCUGCAUGUGAAACGUGACUCCAAAGAUCAAGAGAACGACUGGAACCACUCGCCAGCCCGAGCCAAGAAACGAGUCGUGUUUGCGGACUCGAAGGGGCUGUCCCUGACGGCGAUACACACCUUCUCUGAGUUCCAGGAGCACCCUGGGUGGGAUCUUCAGUUUGACCUCUUAGACAUUGAGCACAUAACAUCUAACUUAAAACUGCACGAGGAGAAAAACUUGAUUCUGGGUUUCCCUCAGCCCUCAGCUGACUACCUGGACUUCAGGAACCUCCUGCAGAAGAACUUGGUCUGCCUGGAGAACUGCGCCCUGCAAGAGAAGGUGCUGUCGGGCACUGUGAAAGUAAAAAACGUGAGCUUUGAGAAAAAGGUUCAGGUACGAAUUACUUUUGAUACGUGGAAGACCUACAGGGAUGUUGAGUGUGUGUACAUGAACAAUGUUUACAGCGAUUCUGAAAACGAUACCUUCUCAUUUGCCAUCGACUUGCCUCCUGCCAUUUCCUCUGAAGAGAAGAUAGAGUUUUGCAUUUCUUACCAAAGUGAAGGACAUACCUUCUGGGACAAUAACGAGGGUCAGAAUUACAAGAUUGUUCAUGCAGAGUGGAAGCCUGAUGGUGUUCAGAUACCCUCUGCCAAGGAAGACUGUGUAGAUCUUCAAACUCCAAGGAGAGGACAAGAGAAAGAGCCUGAUCAGCUUGGCAGUCCGAGGCUGUCCAGUGGCCUCUUUCCCCAGUGGCAGAGUUUGGGUCGGAUUGAAAAUUCAUCACCAUAUUGGUGAUCCAUAAUACCAAGGAAUUAUUCUUCCAUUUGGCAACAGAACAGCAUUAGUUUUCUGGUUCACAUACUACAUGAUGAAACCACCUGGCAGGUUUUGUUUGCUGUCUGAAGAAAUCCAAAUUCACUAGUCUGUGGGACUUGUUAAACCAUAUUAUGCUACUGAAGUUCUUAGCCAAACCUUAUCCUUGGAAGGAAAGAAAACCGAGAUAAAACACACGUGUAUGCCACCUAGUAUAGGAAUAGCAUGCCCGUAUCUCCAGUAUAUGCUGCUUUCUUUCUGUUGUCAGGUCUCCUGGGUCACUCUAGGGGAGAGACUUGCAAAGUAGUAUGGAAGGCAAUGGUAUGUUAGUAAGCUGUAAUAACUGUAUGCGUCAGAGUAUGUGUGUGUGCACAGGGCUGUUAUAUUAACAGAAUGUCACAAUUCACAUUGCACCUAUUAGGAGUGCAGUAGAUGCUGUCAAGAGACUUGCUAUGAGCCUCUAUGUGCUUGUAGCAGAGGCAGGUAGGGAUGCAUUGCAAAGAUUUUUGGCUUCAAUAUAGGUUAAGAAACUUGGACAGGAUAACGGAGAAGUAAGAAAAGAAGAAGAGGUAGAAUGUGCUAUGUAACUUGGAGAUGUGCAAUGUUCUAAUUGCUUCUUUCCAAAGCUGUUUUUCUAAAUCCCAGGGGAAGUUCUAGGAGAUAAAAAGACUAAAGAAAAUAAAACAAAGUGAGUGGUGGAAGUGACUAUGACUUUGAGAAGAUGUCUAUCCUCACUGGCUUUGAGAACGCCUUGCAUUUGAUAACAAAUCUAACCUUGACUUCACCAUCCUACUCACUUAGCAGGCAGAUGGUUACCUUUUAAUGUUAAAAGAAAAACGUGCUUUUAAAAAAAAUUUUCAAGCCACCCUAAUAUGCCAGAAAUGGGGUCAGGUGACAAAAUAGCAAUUUGUAAAUUUCUUGAUCUGUAGCAGCAUUAGGUGCUUCUGUUCAUCACCUGAUCUAAUCUUACAGCAUGAGUAUCCUACUCCCAAUUGCAAAGUUAGCAAUGACUUUUCACAAGUGCAUAACAUAGGCAAGGUCCUUCAUAUUGAAGACAGUGAAUUUAGUUGCACUUUGUGAAAACUAAUUUCUUUUAAAGAGCAAGGCUGCUACUAGUUUUUUCUAGACUGAAUAUAGGCUCGCACAUAGAAAACUGUUCUAUUUUACCUCAUUUUUGAAGUUUUUUUUUUAGACUUCAAUAAACUAAUAUAUAUUUUGUAUCCGCAUGCUUAUAAUUUAGCUUUCUGAGCUGUCAAACUCUAAAGGUGAUCUGUGUUUCAUGCGAGACUUGUCUGAGAAAUUGUCCAACACAUGCUCAGCGGGUGUGAAUAUUGGCACACCUUUUAGCUGUACAGAAAUGCUGUUAACAUCAAAAUAUAAAUCACAUUUUUGUCCACAGCUAAGAAGUAUAAUAUCCUGAGUGUGAAGCUAUUUGCAGUGCAGUGAGAUGAUAAUUACUAAGGUGAAAUAAAUCUCCUCCACUAAUUGCACUUUUCCGCUAUGUAAUCCUUGCUGUUAUGUGUGAACUAGCCAUUUUAAGAAUAAACUUUAUUUUGAUAUA
Molecule: messenger RNA, 2569 nt
Organism: Lepidothrix coronata (blue-crowned manakin)
Lineage: Eukaryota; Metazoa; Chordata; Aves; Passeriformes; Pipridae
Gene: PPP1R3C
Product: protein phosphatase 1 regulatory subunit 3C
Exons: 2
Coding region: 31-990 (319 amino acids)
Biological process (GO): regulation of glycogen biosynthetic process
Cellular component (GO): protein phosphatase type 1 complex
Molecular function (GO): glycogen binding; protein phosphatase 1 binding
Source: RefSeq, a predicted model, not a curated record